Molecule: messenger RNA, 2298 nt
Organism: Folsomia candida
Lineage: Eukaryota; Metazoa; Arthropoda; Collembola; Entomobryomorpha; Isotomidae
Exons: 3
Coding region: 856-1482 (208 amino acids)
Biological process (GO): vesicle-mediated transport; Golgi ribbon formation
Cellular component (GO): membrane
Source: RefSeq, a predicted model, not a curated record
CCCCGAGAGCAUUUGCAUCAACUUUCCUUGCUGGAAGAGAGAGCAGCCGCCGACUUUCUCCAUCCAGAGAUUUGCAGAUUUGGCUGGUUUUCCGACUGAACCAUGUGUCGAGAUUGUUGUUUGGUGGUUGGUUGAGGCUCUGAUUCAAUUAUUCACAUGUCCAACAACAUUUCAUUUCAUUAUAUUGGCAGCAUUCUAAACGACCUGAGAUUUCUCUUUUCACUCCCACAAACAAACCCUGUCUUAUUCGGUGGGCACAGUAAAAGGGAAAGGGAAAGGUCCAGUCAUUCCGCCUGGAUUACCCACCACAACCAUUACUUACUCCGACCACCAACACUCUUUUCGCACGUACUUAUUCUGUAUACCUAUAUCGUAUUAGCACGAAUAGGCUUUCUCGUCCUUUUUCUGUCCCAGACUAUUUCGGGGUUUUGUCAAUAUUAAUCCAACAACUUUUACUUGCUUCAAAAGUUGGCAGAACGAACAGCAGCUCUAUAAUGAAAGUUAUGGGAUUUCGUUAGUAGUUGUCUAGUUGUCUUAUUAUUAUUUUGGGGGAGAAAGUCUACUUGUUUCCCACGUAGGACCUCUGAACAUGUAGUAGUAAUAAUGUCUCGCGAUAAUAGACACGAACUCCACUUGUUACAAUUAUUUCUUAUUGUUCAAAGUAUACUGGAGAAACGGGAUAUGCUUUGUGAUAUCUCAUGAGUAAUUGAUUGUGUUGCAUGCAGUAACAGAAUAUUGCCUCGAUACUUGUUAAGGUUCCUGUUGCAAUGGAUUCGUAAAGAUUAAGAGAAAGGAAUAAAUUAUACGAAACAAAACAAAUUAUAAAAGACAAGAAAACCUUUCUACAGUCAAAAAAUGUCUUCAAAAUACAGAAGGACACUGUCCUUGGAAGAUCUAGUCAACGGUUCAGAUGAUGAGAUGGAUGAGCUUCUUUGCCAGGGUGCAUCUAGCAAGGUUGGCACGAAUAGUGGAAACAAGAUCUACAACAAUAGUACCUCUCCGUACACGCCACCCGUGGAAAAUGGGACUCGAGUGGGGCCAAUAAUUGCCCCCAAUGACAGCCCUGAAUAUGAUUUUUUCCUACAUGGUCCACAAGCUCCUAUUCUCAACUUGGAUAAUACGAGUACGACUUUAGAAAUUGAUGUAAAUCAAAAGUCAGCUUCGUCCACCAUUAAUCUUCCUCGGUCAAAAAGCGUUCGCUUUCAAGAACCGGAGCGGAAAGUUCGAGAUCAGUUGGAUGAAGUCACUGGAAGGAUGAAGGAUAACGUUGCCAGACUUUUAGACAGGGAGGCAAACCUUGGUUCUCUGCAAGAUUUAUCAGAUCAGCUGCAGUACUCCAGUGACAUUUAUCGUCAAUCUUCGGAACAUCUUCGAAGAAAAAUGUGGUGGAGACAGCAACGCUCGAAGCUCGUGCUUGGAGCAGUUUUUAUCAUUGGAGUUUUUCUCUUAAUAAUUCCCAUAAUUACAAAACUUCUUCAAUGAAACCUGCGAAAUUAACUGUUGCCUUAUGACUUUGUGCUCCUUGGGUGAACUUUCAGAAGUAUCUGUGUUUGUCCUCAUGCAGAAACGUUAGUACUCUAUGCAGUUUGUCAUUUAAGGAAUUGGGAAAGUUCAAACCUGAAUGGCUCUAGUUUUAAGUCUAAAUAAUACACAAAACAAUAUACCUAAAUAGUUGUUAAUUGUAUUGCAUAUCGAAUUGAGUCAUAUUCAAUGUAGAAUUAGUCAGAGAGAGAAAGUGAUCUGCCGUUGACGGGCUCCAUUGUUCGAGUUUUAUAAGUCAUAUUCUUAAACUAAAUUGUAAGUUGUUUGAGGGUUCAUAAAUACUUGAUAUUAGUUUGUAUAACUUCAACCAAAUUAAUAUUAUUGAUCUCACAUAAAUACCCUCCCUGCUUCAUUUUUUCUCCAGAUGAGUUGGAUUAGGAUUGGAUAAUUGUAGUGGUAGAAAGCAGAAAUUAUGUAUUUAAGCAGAUUACGUGAAAUUCCAGUCCCUUAUAUAUUUAUUUUACCAUAAUCGUGAAAAAUAGACUCAGAGUUCAGGUGCUGUGGUACAUUAAAGAGAAAUACUGGUCAUAUCUGAUCGAAUUCCCAAGAGCUAUGCAGUACGUGCUUUUUGCGAAUGUGACCAUUGUUAGCCUUACACAAUACCUAUUUAGAUAACUAUUAGUGUCUGAAAAGAUAGCUUCCACAUCAUCAGUAGCAUACCAUACCUGAUCUACUUAUGUAUGUUCUUAAAAAAUUUUCCUGUAAAUGAUCCGACUCUUCGAAUAUACACGCACUUAAUAAAAUAAUUUUAAUUUA